Emericellopsis cladophorae is the source of this 528-nucleotide messenger RNA. Its product is annotated as U1 small nuclear ribonucleoprotein C. The coding region runs from base 1 to 528 and encodes 175 amino acids. Gene Ontology annotation, biological process: spliceosomal snRNP assembly; mRNA 5'-splice site recognition; mRNA splicing, via spliceosome. The record is from RefSeq and is a predicted model, not a curated record. Gene Ontology annotation, molecular function: pre-mRNA 5'-splice site binding; zinc ion binding. Gene Ontology annotation, cellular component: nucleus; U1 snRNP. The transcript is spliced from 5 exons. NCBI's taxonomy places the organism in Eukaryota, Fungi, Ascomycota, Sordariomycetes, Hypocreales, Bionectriaceae.
AUGCCGAAAUUCUUCUGCGACUACUGCGAUGUCUACCUCACGCAUGACUCCAUGUCUGUCCGCCGGGCGCACAACAGCGGAAAGAACCAUCUGCGCAAUGUAGUCGACUACUAUCAACAAAUCGGACAUGAAAAGGCGCAGAGCGUCAUAGACUCCAUCACAGCCUCCUACACGGCCGAGGGCCAAGCGCAUGCGAACCCUAUGCUCCCUCAGAACCAACCUGGCCAUGGCUUUCCUCCACCAUCAUUAGGCUUUCCCGUUGGUGGUCCGCCGCCUCCUUUCCCUGCUCCCGGUGGCCGUGGUGUACCUCCGAUGCCUCCUUUCCCCGGCGCUCCAAAUCUGCCCAUGCCCCCGGGCGGUCUCCCAUUUCCUCCACCAGGUGGCUUCCCUCCUUUCCCGCCCGGUCAGCAGGGUGGGCCGCCGCUGCCGCACGGUUUCCCUGGGAUGCCACCUCCUGGCCCAGGGUUUGGAGGACCGCCACCUCCCGGGUUUGCGCAGGGUCCCCCCCCUGGCCACGAUAGGCGAUAG